CGGGAAGGCAGCCGGACUACAUCUCCCUCCCGCCCGCGCGGUGUCGCGAGGCCGCCCGGCGCGAGGCGUUCGCGAGCGGAGAGUCUCCAAGAUGGCCGCGUGGGGAAGGAGGCGUCUCGGCCCGGGCAGCGGCGGUGGCGGCGCUCGAGAGAGGGUGAGCCUGUCGGCCACAGACUGUUACAUUGUGCACGAGAUCUACAACGGGGAGAACGCCCAAGACCAGUUUGAGUACGAGCUGGAGCAGGCCCUGGAAGCCCAGUACAAGUACAUCGUGAUCGAGCCCACCCGCAUCGGGGACGAGACGGCCCGCUGGAUCACUGUGGGCAACUGCCUGCACAAGACCACCGUGCUGGCGGGCACCGCCUGCCUCUUCACCCCGCUGGCGCUGCCCCUGGAUUACUCCCACUACAUCUCCCUGCCCGCAGGCGUGCUGAGCCUGGCCUGCUGCACCCUCUACGGCAUCUCCUGGCAGUUUGACCCCUGCUGCAAGUACCAGGUGGAGUACGACGCCUACAGACUGUCGCGCCUGCCCCUGCACACACUCACCUCGUCCACCCCGGUGGUGCUGGUCCGGAAGGACGACUUGCACAGAAAGAGACUGCACAACACGAUAGCGCUGGCGGCCCUGGUGUACUGUGCCAAGAAGAUCUACGAGCUCUGCGCCGUAUGACCGCGCCGCGCUGCGCCGUGAGCGGCCGGCCGGGGAGGCAUCUGGCGUCGCGGCUGUUAUUGUAGAGAGAUAACAGGUGACAAGUGCACCAAGGGUUUUCUCAGCUCGUCACACUAGGAUGUGGAUUUCCGCCGCCAUGGGGCCUGCAGCUGUGGAAGUCCCACUGGGCAGCAGGAGUGAUGGAAGCGAGGCUCCGGAGGGGGUGUGGACGCGCUUGGGGGUCGUUAAGUGUGUCGUUUAACUGUACCAUCCAGAGCCAGCCAGAGGCUAGUGACCAUUAAAAUGAUGAGAAUUUCA
Molecule: messenger RNA, 967 nt
Organism: Dama dama (fallow deer)
Lineage: Eukaryota; Metazoa; Chordata; Mammalia; Artiodactyla; Cervidae
Gene: TMEM11
Product: transmembrane protein 11
Exons: 2
Coding region: 92-670 (192 amino acids)
Biological process (GO): inner mitochondrial membrane organization
Cellular component (GO): mitochondrial inner membrane
Source: RefSeq, a predicted model, not a curated record